GUAUUAUCGUAUUUAAGAGCUCAUCCAUUUAGUUCUGAAAUGCACCAAAGUGUGAAAAAUUAUACUUAGAUUAGUUACCGAUUAUUUGUUAAUAUAUAAUAGUUUAUUUUGUGUUUGUAAAUAUGCCACACCCGGAUGAUAUGACAAAAGAAGAAAUAAAGGAGCAGUUACUUGCACACGGUGUGUCUUUGCCUCACGGAAAUGCACAUAAAGCAACUUAUGUUAAGCUUUAUAAUAUGCAUGUUGAAAAUCAAUCGGGAAGCUUUUCUUCGGAUGAUGAAGCUCUUGAUAAUCUUUAUUCAAAGAAAGUAAACAUUAAGAAAACUUAUCCAAAAGAAUGGGAGAUUACAAACAUUGAACAAUUAACAAAUGAAGAAAUUUCAAUAAAAUUGAGAUUUUUUGGAAUGGUUCCUGGACCAAUUGGACCCUCCACACGAAAUGUUUAUUUGAAAAAGCUAGAGAAAUUCAUGUCAGAAAAGAGGAAGGAUAUCGCCCACCAAUACAGUGAUGAUGAGGAAGAUGUUGAAAAUGAAGUCAUUGUAGUUAAAGCAACUUUGAAUCGGAAUCGUCACACUUCUUCUCAACCUGUUAAUACAAGAAAAAGCAACAUCAAUCAUGAAGAUAUUCAACCUGGAGUUUCUGAAAAAACAACGUUUUUGUCUCAACCUCCGAACACACAUGAUGCUGAUUGUCCAGGGUCCAACUUAGCACAACAACCACUGCAGAUGAAGCAUUUCUCUUUACAUUCAUUAACAGACCACAUUCAACCUAAUCUCUUAAUACCAGAUCAAAUUGAAACAUCUUUCACAAACCUCACUUUCACAAAGUCCUCAAAUGAUUGUAACGUUGCAAGAGUACGGCAAGAAUUAAGCGCAUUUGAACAAAAACCAAUUUCAACCAAUAGUGCUGAUAUGGUUGUUAUUACAAAGCCAACAUAUAAUGUGGUUAACGACAAACAGAAUGUGUUACCAUCAUCGCACAACAAACACAUGAACGCAUCUACACAACAUAUAACUCAUACACCUCGAACAUUAUUAUCCACUGCUCGAAUUGAGCGUAUCCGUUCCAGUGCAACUACCAGACGACCGUUACAUCCAUGCGGAGACGCCAAGAAAAUGACAAAACCACAGGACCUUGUGCGUGAUGAUAAGAUCAAACAAGAACAUCAUUGGAUGCCAGUUUGGCUACAGGUGUUGGUUGCUUCUAUAAUUGCUGGCUUCAUCUAUCUUGUUUUUCAAACAAUGGAAUCAAACCCUGCGCCUCUUUCACUGCCCACAACUAAUUCAGAUUAGUUCAAUCGUUUUUCAACUUGAAAAAAAUCAUUUUUUGUCAUACAUUUGUGUAUCUUGGGAACUAUGAAUCACCCUGACAGAAUGUAGUAGACCUGUUUAAUAUUUUGUACAAAACUUGUGUUGAAUUAUUAAAUAUAAGUUCUUCUAACAAA
Molecule: messenger RNA, 1444 nt
Organism: Ciona intestinalis (vase tunicate)
Lineage: Eukaryota; Metazoa; Chordata; Ascidiacea; Phlebobranchia; Cionidae
Source: RefSeq, a predicted model, not a curated record